Messenger RNA from Hymenoscyphus albidus, 2790 nucleotides. Lineage: Eukaryota; Fungi; Ascomycota; Leotiomycetes; Helotiales; Helotiaceae. The record is from the annotation of a GenBank genome assembly.
CCAAAACAAACAUCUUCGACUUCCCGCCCUCUCACUCUCACUCGCACUCUUGAUUCCGCUCACCCUUCCCCCCCCCAUUCGUUCGGAUGUCAGAUUCACAGACUUCAUGACAAUGCCACCUGCGCAGGUUCUGCAUCUCCCUGUCAGAGAUCCUUCGCUGGUGGACCUGAUGACGAAGGCCCCUGAAGCAAAGGCCGCCAAAAUCGAAUCCAAAUCCAAGCCCAAGUCCAGAUCCAGAUGCAGAUCCGGGCAUAUCGAGUACAAUGACCGCGAGUACAUUCGCGAGGUUCUGCAGCUGGGAGAUAACCAGACUGAGAGCUUGGCCCAUGCCAUUCUCAUGCUCGAGGCAGAGGCCCUUGGAAUCACCAUAUCGAGACCAGUAUCAAUGAGCAGCGAGGGACAUAUAAGAACCGACUCGGCCGACUCUCAAAAGACGCAGUCGACCGGCGUAACGUCCAUAUUCUCUCGUGGGUCUGCCGAUGUUACCCCAGGCACAAGCACAGGCAUAUUGCACGAUCAAAGACCCUCGUCGAGAAGGAGCCUAUCCUUUUCGGAAUAUGGCAAGUAUUUAGAGCAAACCGGGGAGACGGUUAUUACCCACAAUUCAUCCGUGUCGAUCGUGUCUUCGGACGAUCGAGAAGGCUCUCUAUUCUCCGUGUCGACCAGGAAAUCCUAUAUCAGUAUCAAGAAUGGCCUCAAAAAGAGCAGUCGAACCCUGUUUCGAUUGCGGAGGGGUAGUGCAUGCUCCCAAUUCAGCAAGUGAGUGAAGUUUACUAAACAAGUCAAAAGACCAUUGGCCAACUGAAUCUUUAGUUCUUGCGUCUGCUGCCGAGAAGAUUUUGAUGCGAACAAGAUGCUGAAUAGCCUGCCCUGUCUGCACAGGUAUUGCGAUGAAUGUCUACGGGUUUUAUUAACACAAUCCAUGAACGACGAGUCCAAAAUGCCUCCAAGGUGCUGCACGCUGGCCAUCCCCGGAAAUACGAUAAAAUCGGUUUUAACGAGGGAUGACCAACGUUUGUUCAUCAAGAGCGUGGUACAGUUCAGCACACCCUGGGAGUCACGAAUAUACUGUCCGAAUGCUGCGUGCGGGGAAUUUAUACCAAAUCGGGCGAAAAUUGACCCUAAAUAUCCCUUCGAACUGGCGUGUCCCAAAUGCCUGGAACGGGUUUGUUCGACAUGCAAGCGUGCUACUCAUGGCUUUGGCCAAGACUGCCCGGCCGACUGGGAGUUAGAGAUGGUACUAAAUAUGGGGGAGAAGUUCGGAUGGAAGCGAUGCUACAAAUGUAGAAAUUUGGUCGAGUUGUCACAGGGCUGCAGCCAUAUUACUUGUCGCUGCAAAGCCCAAUUUUGCUACAUAUGUGGGGCCGUCUGGGACCAAGUUGUGGGAUGUCCAAACUACUGCAAUGGCGAAGAGGAAUUGGAACGUCGCAGGUUGGAGGAGGAGGCUCGUUUAGAAUUGCUGAAAAAGGAAAAGGCUGAGAGAGAGGAAGAAGAAAGAAUUGAAGCUGCGGAAAGAGCUGCUGCGGAGAAGAGAUCAAUGGCGUCCACGGAACUCAAUGCGCUCAGAACCCGACAGAUCAAUGAACGAGAUCGAUUCACUCUGUUUGAGAGGAAAAUGAAGUUCAUCAUGUGGACACGACAUUCCAAGUCAAAACUAGCCAUCUUAGGCCGCUAUGGCGAGAUGUUUUCCAAGAUGAAGGAGCGACAUGCAAAGACGUCAGCACAUUUAGAAGAUCUUCAGGUAGCAGCUGAAAUGGAGUUGCGCUCCACCCAUAAGCAAGCCGAAAGAAGUGUAAGAAUACGGCUGAGGCAUAUGGAAGCUUACUGCGAGGGCAUUGGGCGAACAGAGAGUGGUUCGAACCCGGCAAGGGUUGUUACCGAAAGAGAUCUUCGCGAACUUGGGCAGCAGUACAACGUGCGCGAUGACCUGGAACGUCUUCACCAAAGCAAGAUCAAUGUUAUGCGAGACAAGCAAGCCAAACAAAUGGAGCAGCUCGUGGCCCGCCAGGAAGAAGAGCUUCACAGGUUAGGCAAGAAACAGGAUCGAGAACUGGAGAUAUUGGCGGAAAGUUUUACAAAUGAGGAGGAUGAAUUCUACAAUCUCUUCCAAGCCCGACGAGACAAACUGAGGCUAAGAUGGGAUCUAUCAGAAGAGAUCAUGAGAAAGAAAUUGGAAGCUCAGAACAAAGUCAAGUAUGGACCAAUGCCUCCAAUUCAAUGGCCACAACCAGCUCCGGUAGAUGAAAAACUGGAGUCUGUUGUUGAGGAGGCGAUGUACGGAUCGAAUCUAUUAGCAUCAAAGAUAACUACGAUUGACUUCAAUUAGCACAGUCAAGAAUAUACGAUUAAUAACAUGGGGGUAGACGCGGCGACGUCAUAUUUCUUUAGAUGUUACAAAUGAUGAGUCUCACGACAAACGACAUUUUCCACUCUCUUUUUCUUCCUUUCUCUCUCUUCUCCUCGUGUAUGGAGCUCGAGACGGCGCUACUUUGGUAUUUCAUUAUAGGACAAGUCCGAAUACUUUAUAUCGGCUUGCUUGGGUGGGAUGGGCAAUUUUGGGAUUGGCUAGGGGCGAGUGGGGUUUUUUUUGCUGCCUAAGUUGAUACGAUAUACCCUUUAUCUUCUUGAAUUUUUUCAUUUAAGUAAGGGAAUGGGAUACGGGAUAUAUAUGCGGGAGGGUGGAGUGGAAUAUCGUUAUCUCGUACCUACGGACUUUAUGUAGUAAUCUUUCAUAAGAUUGUAUUCAGUGAGCAGGUCAGCCUAACGCCUUUUUGAAAUGAAGCUUUUUUG